CUUGCUCGAUCGCGGUGACAGUAAUAUCGACUGUGUUUGCCUCGGAGCUGCACGCUGGCUUUUAAAAGCGGAGGCAGGAAUGGAGAGGAGCGAAGAGGGCGAGAAUGAGAGCUCCUCGUCCCACCAAAACACAAUGUGGAAACAAUUCCAAGCCAAAGCCAAACCUCUGCUCAGCCCCAAGCUGGGCGCCAGGGACUCCGACGACAAGAAGGAGCGGGGGAUGUGGAUGUUCAAAAAGAAAAAAAAGAGGCAUGUGGUCCUGGACAGAGUGAUCUCCUCCUCGCAGCCCGACCUGCUUUUCUCCUCGCCGGUGGAUCUGGAUGUGAAGGAGGCUCAGCUCUGCGGCAAAGCGGACAGCGGCGGCCCCAGCCGGGAUAAGCUGCAGCCCGGCAAGCGCAGAUCCACCAGCCCGAACAAGCCCACCGUGGCACAACUGGUGCAAUCCCACCAUAAGAGCUCUUCCCUCGGGUCUGCAUGCCUGGAGGCGCUGGAAGAGCCACCAGUCAGCGGCGGAGGGGGAGAAGCAGCGGCAGAUGCAGCAGAGGCACAGCUGGAGAGGAAGGAGGAGCAGCCGGUUAUGGGUGCACCUGGAUCCUCGGAGGUAAAUCCUGCCCGGGCUCUCCCCAGCUCAGGGAUGUACAAACUGGAAAUCGAACUGAAGAGAGGGUACAACCUUGCCAUCCGAGAUAGAGGAGGCAGCAGUGAUCCCUAUGUCAAGUUCAAGCUGGGGGGUAAAGAGGUCUUCAGAAGCAAAACCAUACAUAAAAAUCUCAAUCCAGUAUGGGAUGAAAAGACCACACUACUUGUGGAUAGUCUGAGGGAACCUUUAUAUGUAAAGGUGUUUGAUUAUGAUUUUGGGCUUCAAGAUGACUUCAUGGGAUCUGCUUACCUGUACCUGGAGUCUCUAGAACAGCAGAGGACGAUACCUGUUACUCUGGAGCUUAAGGAUUCCCACUACCCCGAUCAGGACCUGGGCAGCCUGGAGCUGGCUGUCACCCUCACCCCAAAAGACAGUCCCGUGGAGGAACGCAGAGACUCCACGCAAAAAGAGGUUAAGACCUGUCGGUGGAAGGCCUGUGUGAAUAAAACCAUGCUGCUCAGGAGGUCCUGGAAACGAUCCACCAAGCAGCAGCAGUCCAUGCGUCUCUCAGAACUGCAUCGGAAAGCUCAGCUUUGGCGAGGGAUCGUCAGCAUCGCUCUCAUCGAAGGUCGCGACCUCAUUCCCAUGGAUACAAACGGUCUCAGCGACCCCUACGUCAAGUUCAGACUGGGACCCCAGAAGUACAGGAGCAAGACUGUGCCAAAGACCCUGUGUCCACAGUGGAGGGAGCAGUUUGACCUGCACCUCUAUGAAGAGACGGGAGGGGUGUUGGAACUCACAGUUUGGGACAGAGACACAGGAAGGAGAGACGACUUCAUUGGACGCUGCCAGUUGGACCUGUCCACUCUGGCCAAGGAGCACACUCAUCGCCUGGAGCUGCCGCUGGAGGAGUCCCGGGGCUCCGUGGUGCUCCUGGUCACCCUGACCGCCUCCUCCCACGUCUGCAUAUCGGACCUGUCAGUCACCCCGCUGGAUGACCCCCAGGAGCGCAGGGAGAUAAUGAAACGAUAUAAUGUGUUAAAGUCGCUGUCUAACCUGAGAGAUGUGGGCAUCGUGCAGAUCAAGGUGAUGAGAGCUGAGGGACUGAUGGCUGCAGAUGUAACUGGUAAGAGUGAUCCUUUUUGUGUGCUGGAGCUGAAUAAUGACCGUCUGCAGACACAUACUGUUUACAAGAACCUCAAUCCAGAGUGGAACAAAGUCUUCACGUUCAAUGUGAAAGACAUCCACUCCGUGUUGGAAGUGACUGUGUUUGAUGAGGAUAGAGACAGGAGUGCCGAUUUUCUGGGAAAAGUGGCCAUCCCCUUAUUACAUAUCUGUAAUGGAGAGCAAAAGGGGUACAUGUUAAAAAACAAGGAGCUGACUGGACCAACCAAAGGAAUCAUCUACUUAGAAAUGGAAGUCAUCUUCAACACAGUCAAGGCUGCUCUGAAGACUGUGGUUCCUGCAGAACAGAAGUACAUUGAAGAAGAGCCCAAAGUUUCCAAGCAUCUGCUCCAGAGGAACUUCAACCGUGUGAAACGGUGCGUCAUGGUCCUCAUCAGCUACGGGACAUACAUCAAGAGCUGCUUUGAAUGGGAAUCUGCACAGAGGAGUAUCAUCUCUUUUGUGCUGUUUGUGGUGGUUGUGUGGAAUUUCGAGCUCUACAUGUUGCCGUUGGCCCUGCUGCUGCUGCUGGCCUGGAACUACUUCUUCAGCUCGAACAGGGACACAGCGGACAUGUCGAUGGAAGCCAUGCUUGAAUGGGAAGAUGAGGAAGAGGAGAAAGACGACAAGGACUCUGAGCGGAAGGGCUUCAUGGAUAAACUCUACGCCAUCCAGGAUGUGUUCAUAAGUGUCCAAACCACUCUGGAUGACGUGGCAUCAUAUGGAGAGAGGAUAAAGAACACAGUUAACUGGACAGUGCCUUUUCUAAGCUGGCUGGCAAUCACAGCCCUGUGUGUGGCCACAGUUCUUCUCUACCUCAUACCCCUUCGAUACCUUGUGCUUGCAUGGGGUGUGAAUAAGUUCACAAAGAAGCUCCGUGACCCGUACAUGAUUGACAACAACGAGCUUCUCGACUUUCUCUCCAGAGUGCCCUCUGAUGUUCAAGUGAUGCAGUACCGUGAGCUGAGGGCAGAUCCAGGACAAAGCCCGACCAAACGCAGGAGGACCAACCCGAGUUAGUGACACGAGCACAUCAACAGUCCCGCCGCUGGAGUUUGUACCUCCGGCAGACUGAACAUGAGCACGGCCCCCUGUACACAACCAACAAACUGUAAACAAUGUAAACAAUGUUAUUUAUACAUGUUAUUUAUAUAUUUUUUUAUUAUUACGAGCAGUUUUUACGGUUUAGUUUCCCUUUUUUAAGAAGUUAUUGUGUCAAGGAAGCACAGACACACACGCACACACACAGAUGGUGUUUUUUUUUUUUUUUUGUUCUUGUUAAGAGAAGCUCUGGUGAAAAAUAAGUUGUUAACAUUUUUUUUUUUAAUCUAAGCACAACACUUGACACUCACACAAGCGUUCCCUUCCUCAAACAUAGAGCCUAAAUUUUCAGCUCUGACAGUAGCAUUCGAAUAAAUGAGAGGCUGCACCUAAAAUAAUAAGUUGUAACAGUGUAUGCUAUGAAUGUAUAUUAUUGCAAAGAGCAUGCAUGUCUUGUAUUGUGCUGCUGUUGGUGAAAACUGUGCGACUAUUUUUUUUUUCUUCAAAUGAAAGUUAAUUCUAUGCUAUUUUUAAUUGUACAUUGAUAAUGUUAUUUUUAAAAACAGAUUUGCUAGUUAUUGCUGUCACAUUAAUGCCCAUAUAUGCCAAUAUAAACACACACAUACACUCAUCAGUUGAUAAUAUCUUGGAUAUGACAUACAUGUGAAAUGAGAUGAAAUCUGCACCUCAUUUUGCAGCCCCCAGCAUGUCAUACUUAUUAAUUUGUCCAUUAUGUGCUUGGUAGAUAAUUAAUAGAAUCAAUCUGAAUUCAAUCUGGAUGCUGUUAAUGAAAUGGUAACGAAAUGCUGCUCUAGAUGUUUAAUCCAGCAAAGGUCUGAAUAGCUCACAGCUUUUUUUCCUGUUUCUAUAUUUUUGUUUUGUUUCUUUAAUAUACUUGAAUAUCAUUAUUUAUUUGAUUGCUUUGCACAGAGAAAUACAUAUGACAGAGCUUUAAAGGAAAACAUGUAAGGAUUCUCAGUGCUUUCAGCCAAAGUAUCCAACCUGGUGUUGAUUGCUUUUGCACAUUUACCAGAUAGCCUCUACAACAACUACAACAGCAACAAGGGUCACUUAUAAUAGUUUAUCAAAGUUUUUCAAAGUUUAUCAAAAGUCACAGUAAGAGUCACCUUUAUUGUCAGUGCGAUGUGGUGGCUGGCUCUCUUCACAUGAUCAUUAAAACAAUAAAACAAUGAAACAGCAUAAAAACACAAACGAUAUGAAAGCUCAAAUUCAAGCAUUAAAUCCCCUCUAGACAUUAUUUGGUGAUUCUUACUGUUUGUUUUAAGUUGUGGCAUUUUUAUCUAACAGCAGUGGCAGAUUUAUGUGAACAUCUGGAUGUUUGACCUGUCACUUAUUCUCUCCUUGCCGAGAGGAAAAAACAAAGAAAUCAUUGCACAAACAUCUUUAUUUUGGGUUCUUAUCAGAGCAUUUAGGCUGGAUGACGACUGAACUCAGCUGGUCCAGCUUCUUAACACUUUCAGUUCCUCAGAUCUUCAGCUCUGACCAAAGUGUGAGGUCCUGCCGGUGUUAAUCCUACAUGUGUAUUUACAACUGUUACCUUUAUGCCAUGUAGUGUUUGCAACAUAUAAUAUCUUGGAUAUUUUAUAUGACUGUUUCCUGCAUGUCUUUCCAAAACGUGAGCUGUCCUAUUUGUGUCAAAGUGUUUUGCAUGACAUUGAUAUGCAAAUACAUUUAUGUACUAUAUUACUGUGUACAGCAUGGGUAUUUCAUCUAAUAUGUCUGUUGCAUGUGUGUCACAUCCAGAACCCCAUGACCUAUUGUUACACCAAGCCGUUUCAUGACUGUAAAAAACAAAAAACAGCAACCAAAAUCAAAUCAUAAUUUCUACCAUUUUGCACAUUUAUUGUUUUUUUGUUUUGACUUUUUUUUUUAUUAUUAUUAUUCCCAGUUGCACCAUGGUUAUUUGCUAUAACUGCUUGUUAAUUGCAAUUGCAUCAUCACCAAAAAGCAGGGCUUUCUGUAAUUUCUGCUUAACAUCUGAGAAAAGCUCAUAAAAAUCUAUUUAUACACAGA
Molecule: messenger RNA, 4819 nt
Organism: Myripristis murdjan (pinecone soldierfish)
Lineage: Eukaryota; Metazoa; Chordata; Actinopteri; Holocentriformes; Holocentridae
Gene: mctp1b
Product: multiple C2 domains, transmembrane 1b
Exons: 22
Coding region: 80-2764 (894 amino acids)
Biological process (GO): regulation of neurotransmitter secretion
Cellular component (GO): synaptic vesicle membrane
Molecular function (GO): calcium ion binding
Source: RefSeq, a predicted model, not a curated record